Messenger RNA from Linum trigynum, 285 nucleotides. Lineage: Eukaryota; Viridiplantae; Streptophyta; Magnoliopsida; Malpighiales; Linaceae. The record is from the annotation of a GenBank genome assembly.
AUGGAGGAGGAAGCUGCUACUAUUAAGGGCAAGAAGGUUAUUGAGGAUAGCACCCCUCCUGUUACCCCGAGUGCCUUGCCUUCUCAAGAAGAGUUCAAUAAGGUGAUUAAUGGAGCAAAGCCAAAAUCUGCUCUGAAGAUACCUACUCCUAUAUUACAUUCUAAUGUUUUUGACCUAAUAUGUGGCCAACGGGACAUUACAUUGCACGCUCCUCCGAAGAAAGGGGGAAGGGAUGGGCUUCGAAGUAAAGGGGGAACCACUAAGGUGGUUGUUUCCCGAAAAUGA